This is a messenger RNA of Entrophospora sp. SA101, 762 nucleotides long. The record is from the annotation of a GenBank genome assembly. NCBI's taxonomy places the organism in Eukaryota, Fungi, Glomeromycota, Glomeromycetes, Entrophosporales, Entrophosporaceae.
AUGAACAAGGUGCUACGACCAAAAUCACAACAAAUCAUGAUGAUAAUUCAAAAUCAUCGGCGAAAGCCACAUCUGAUAAUUCUACAACAACGCCUUCUUCAACCCACCUCUGUACCUACUCCAAUUGCGACUCCCAAUGCUCCUAUAAAUUAUUAUAAUCAAGCACCAAUCACUUUUGAUAAUAGGAAUGGUGCAACAGGUUUUGUUUUAACAACACCUCCAACACCACAAGAUUAUCCUUCAAUGACUUUUACUGGCCGAUUUACAAAUGAAAUGAUGACAACUUUCAGUUCAAGAACUGUUUCUUCGACUCCUAAAAGGUAUAAAUGUACUGUUUGUCAAAAAAGAUUUACACGGCCAAGCUCCUUACAAACUCAUAUGUAUAGUCAUACCGGUGAAAAGCCAUUUAAAUGUCCAGUAGAUGGUUGUGGUCGUCAUUUUUCUGUCAGUUGCUAUAAACCAUUUCCUGAUAAAUCGUUUUAUGUAUUUAACAAUGCACCAUAUUGUAAAAGACAUUAUCAUAAACUCAACAAUUCACUCUGCAGACAAUGUGAUGAUCCGAUAGAAGGACCAUGUGCGCAAACAGUUGAAGGAUGGAGGUAUCAUCCUCGUUGUUUUGUCUGUAUUAAUUGUGCAAUUCCACUUACAGAUAUUUAUUAUAGCUUUGAGAAUCAACAAUAUUGUGAGACACAUAUAUUGGAGAUUCAACGAAGGCGUAAGAUUAGAGCAGAGAAGAGAAUGACAAUGUUUAGGAAUAUUUAA